Contarinia nasturtii (swede midge) is the source of this 2519-nucleotide messenger RNA. Its product is annotated as bifunctional lycopene cyclase/phytoene synthase-like. Gene Ontology annotation, biological process: biosynthetic process. Bases 533 to 2365 code for a protein of 610 amino acids. Gene Ontology annotation, molecular function: geranylgeranyl diphosphate synthase activity; intramolecular lyase activity. Lineage: Eukaryota; Metazoa; Arthropoda; Insecta; Diptera; Cecidomyiidae. The record is from RefSeq and is a predicted model, not a curated record. The transcript has 6 exons.
GGAAAAUUGUAGAAAUGAUGUCAAUGAAAUCGUUGCAAUUAAAUUUUAAUGUUCAUUCCAUUUGAUAUUGGCAUUUGUUAUCAAAAUACUAUUUGUUUGUUGUUUUUUUUUUCAUUCUAUUUCCAAUCGUCUGAGAUUAAAUGAAGUAUUUGUUCGGAUUUCAUUGCUAAUGAUCAAUAAUAAUCAUUGAUCAUUGUUCAGCUGGAAGAAUUGGGUGUGCGAGUCCGGAGAUUUAAAAAAAAUUAUUCGUGACCAAAAUUCGUGUAUUGUGAAAAAGCGAGUGCGUGCCGAUUUUCAACGGUCGAACGUAAUUCGAUCCACAUAAGACGAAAUUGCUCAAGUUCAAUAAUCGUAUUUGCAAUCUCUUAAUACUGAAACCUUAAAUUCAAUGUGCCUUUUUUACUCAUUUUCAUUCAAAGGUCGUUUUUUAUAGUUUUUGGUAAAUUUUCCAUUCUUCUAUCGCUAGAAAUAAUAAGAUUGCUCUAGAAUUUGUUCAUAGUUUAAUUAACGUUUAAAUUGCAAUACAUACAAGAUGUUGACCUAUCUUCAAGUGCAUAUUUACUAUACGUUGCCGCCUACAAUAUUGCUGUAUCUUUUGAUGCGCCCAUUAAUCGGUAGCUUUGAUAAGAUAAAAAUGAUGGUAUUAUGUGUAAUGGCUGUACUUUAUACGACUCCUUGGGAUAAUUAUAUAAUUUAUAAUAAAGCUUGGUGGUAUCGAAAAGACGCUGUUAUCGGCACCAUUGGCUAUGUACCGAUUGAAGAGUAUCUUUUCUUUGUUAUACAAACAAUCCAUACAACAUUAUGGACCAGCCUGUGUUCACGCUGGACGUUGCAUUCGUUACAUUUGAAAAAUUACAAUCGUCCAAAAUUCCAUUUAAUACGUUACGGAGUGAUCGCAAUUUCACUGGUAUUCAUAGUCGCUGGAUAUCGGCAUGCAAUACCGGCAACCAAACCGUUUUACCUGGGCUGCAUGACCUGCUGGGUAUUUGUUGUGGUUACAUUGCUAUGGUACAUGAGUGGACCGUACAUUGUGAAACGGUACAAAGCAACGUUGAUAAGCAUUCUUGUGCCAUCAAUAUAUUUAUGCUAUGUCGAUUUGAUUGCACUUCGUGCAAGAGUAUGGCAUAUCAACGAAGCGACUAGUUUAGAAAUUUUCCCCAUCGAAGAUUUACCACUUGAAGAGAUUUUAUUUUUCUUCUUUUCAAAUAUGAUCGUCGCUUUGGGUUCGCAUGCAUUCGACAAAUCCAAAGCAGUCGUCGAUACAUACUUUGAAGAACCAUUUCCAAUUGGUUCGAAUGUUAGCGGGCUACAGCGAUUUUUCGGCUACCUUAAAAUGAUCAUCGAAAGGUCAGUGUGCGAUGAAUACAAAUUUGAUCCGACAGCCAUCACCGAUUUGGAAACAUGCAUCGUUGUACUCGACAAAGCAUCGAAAUCAUUUAGUAUGGCAGCUAAUUUUUUUCCAAAUGAUAUUAAGCAAGAUCUAACGAUAUUGUAUGCAUUUUGUCGAGUAACAGACGAUAUGGUUGAUAAUGAGCACUCGAUUGAAUUGAAAAAGGAACGAAUUCGUGUAAUUGUGGAAUUUUUAGAUCAACUUUUCUCCAAUCGUACUAUCAAAUCGGAAUAUUGCUGGGAGAGGAACGGUUCAAGUCCAAAGAUCGACUGGAAAUAUUUCGAGGAGACUUUGACCAAAGAGCAGCUAUCAUCGUUUCGUGCAAUCGCUCGCAUUUCCUACUACAUGCCCAGCGAGCCAUUCUAUGAAUUGGUCGAAGGUUAUAAAUGGGACAUCGAUGGACGACCUGUGCUCCAUGAAAACGAUUUGAUUGAAUACUCGAAAUAUGUUGCCAGCAGUGUUGCAACAUUAUGUACAUUUGUAUUUUGCCAUAAAGGCUAUAAAUGGCCCGACACAAUAGGACCAAUGCUUGAAAAUGCACGAAAAAUGGGCUUGGUCCUGCAAAUUUGCAACAUAAGUCGUGAUAUCAUAGUGGACAGUGAAACACUUGGUCGUUGUUAUGUCCCAAGUACAUAUUUUGAAAAUGAUGAACGAAAUUGUUUGGUAAACGAACGAAAUCCAAAGAAAAUACCGAAUGUUCAAUUGAAAAAAUAUGCGGAAAAAAUGCUUGAUAUUGCCGAUAAUUUGGCAAAUGAAGCGAUGGGCUCAAUCAAUUUAUUGCCAUCGGAGUGUCAACGUGCCGUAUUAUCGUCAUUAGAAAUAUACCAGGGUAUCGGUAAAUUGAUUCGGAGAAAUGCACAUUAUGAGCAUCGAACGUUCUUACCGAAAUUCGACAAAAUUUGCAUCGUAUUCAAAUGUCUGUACUUCACAUCGAUGUCAUCACUGUGCGAACGAAACAAAACAAAGAAAGCGUAACAGAGCCGGUGGAUGGAAGAACGAUACGCCAAUCAAAACGCAAACAAUACAAAAAUGACAAACACUUAUUGUAUGUAUACAAAUAUAAGCUCUGUAGUCUGAUCAAAUGUACAACCAAUACUAAGCCAAUAAAAACGAUUUCGUUACCACUUCG